AUGGCACCAUCAUUCGAUUGGUGGGCUAAAGAGAACCACAGAGGAACACCAGUAGUCAUUAAAAUGGAAAACCCAAACAACUGGUCCAUGGUCGAGCUCGAAGCCCCAUCAGAAGAUGACUUUCUCUACGACAGCGACGAAACCUCAGUGGCCAGUCGUCCUAAAGACAAAACCAGAAACAAAAACGCCAAACAGCUCACCUGGGUCCUCCUACUCAAGGCCCACAAAGCCGCCGGUUGCUUAACAUUCAUCGCCAAUGCAUUGCUCAACCUCACCGCCGCCAUUCGCCGCCGUGUCUCCUCCGGCAGAACCGACAUUGACAAUGAAACAAGUGGCGACAUGGCCACCGAGAACUUUACUGUUAAAUCUGAGUUUUAUUCAUGUAUAAAGGUGUUUCUUUGGGUUUCCCUUUUGUUACUGGGGUUUGAGGUAGCUGCAUAUUUCAAAGGUUGGCAUUUUGGGGCACCUGAUCUUCAAUUGCAGUACUUCUACACAUUGACGAACCCAUUAGCUUUUAAGGGUGUGUUUGAUUCGCUUUAUUCGAGAUGGGUUUUGAUUAGGGUGGAGUAUCUCGCUCCUCCUCUUCAGUUUCUUGCCAAUGCAUGCAUUUUGCUCUUCCUUAUACAGAGUCUAGAUAGAUUAGUCCUCUGUUUGGGUUGUUUCUGGAUCAAAUUCAAGAAGAUCAAGCCAGUCCCCAAACAAGCCACAGUGGAUCUGGAGUCUGGUGAGGGUGUUGGUUAUUUCCCCAUGGUUCUAGUUCAGAUCCCCAUGUGCAACGAAAAAGAGGUUUAUCAGCAGUCUAUUGCUGCUGUGUGCAAUUUAGACUGGCCUAAGACGAAAAUUCUAAUUCAAGUGUUGGAUGAUUCGGAUGACCCAACAACACAAUUGCUGAUCAAAGAAGAGGUAUGUAAGUGGCAGCAAGAAGGUGCCAACAUUGUGUAUAGGCAUAGAGUGAUUCGAGAAGGGUACAAAGCUGGCAAUCUCAAGUCUGCUAUGAAUUGUAGCUAUGUCAAAGACUACGAGUUUGUUACCAUUUUUGAUGCUGAUUUUCAGCCCAACCCUGACUUUCUCCAAAGAACAGUUCCUCAUUUCAAGGAUAAUGAGGAACUAGGAUUGGUUCAGGCAAGGUGGUCCUUUGUGAACAAGGAUGAAAACUUGUUGACGAGGUUGCAGCAUAUUAAUUUGGCUUUUCAUUUCGAAGUGGAGCAGCAGGUGAAUGGGAUUUUCCUGAAUUUCUUUGGAUUUAAUGGGACUGCUGGUGUGUGGAGGAUAAAGGCAUUGGAGGAGUCUGGUGGGUGGUUGGAGAGAACUACAGUUGAGGACAUGGACAUUGCGGUUCGGGCUCAUCUUCAUGGAUGGAAGUUCAUUUUCCUUAAUGAUGUGGAGUGCCAAUGUGAAGUACCAGAAUCGUAUGAAGCUUACAGGAAACAACAACACAGGUGGCAUUCAGGGCCUAUGCAAUUGUUUCGGCUCUGUUUGCCCGAAGUUAUCGAUCAAAGAUUAGUGUUUGGAAGAAAGUCAAUUGAUUUUUCCUCUUUUUCCUGCUAUAGAAAACUGAUACUGCCGUUUUAUUCAUUCACCCUCUUUUGCAUAAUCCUUCCAUUGACAAUGUGUCAUCCCUGA
Messenger RNA from Ilex paraguariensis (yerba mate), 1623 nucleotides. The record is from the annotation of a GenBank genome assembly. Lineage: Eukaryota; Viridiplantae; Streptophyta; Magnoliopsida; Aquifoliales; Aquifoliaceae.